Messenger RNA from Cuscuta europaea, 1210 nucleotides. Lineage: Eukaryota; Viridiplantae; Streptophyta; Magnoliopsida; Solanales; Convolvulaceae. The record is from the annotation of a GenBank genome assembly.
GAGGGAGUAAUUCAAACGAGUACAUUGAAGAUUGCAAAAGUCCGUGAAUGAGAGGUAUUCGGUCAUUUGAAAAGCUACAAAACUUUACCCAGAAGCGGACAUUCCAGCGGGUCAGUGUCUAAAAUAUUGGAUGAUCCCACCCAUCAGAUAGAUUUGACAUGGCUGUUCUUUUGUUCUUGGAUGAAUACAGAUUCCAUUCACCCACCACCAGAUCCAGGCACUUUCUUUCAUCUUUUUGAUUAUUGUUGGUGCUUCCUCCUCUCUCUGACACUCCCUUUUUUUCUUUUUCUCAUCAUCUCUUACCCAGAAAGAUGUUUCAAUCUCCAACCCAUUUCUUGAUUAUUACCUGUUUGAAAUUUUAAUACGAUUUUCUGUGAACUAAAUGAGUGUCAAAAUCUCUAGAAAGUCAACGAAGAUGGAGGGUAAAAAUCUCUUCGUCUCAAUCGCUGUCAUGCUCUGCUUUUGCCUUGGCUCCUUUGCCAAGGCCCAACCGUUGAUGCGGGAGCUUAUUUCCGAUUCAAACACUGUUCCGGCGUCUCCGCUUCAAUCGCAAUCGCAGCUGUGUAAGCUUGACUUGUCGGAAGAGCUUUUCAGCGGCGUGAAAGCCGCCUGCCGGGAGGAUCUCGACCGGAGACGGUGCUGCCCGGUAUUGUCAGCGUGGUUCUACGCGGCUUACGCGCACUCGGCGCUUCGGGUCAUCCCCGCGCCGCCGCCGUCUGCUCUAUCGAGUAUCCAGCCGUCGGAGCCGCUCGACAACCAGAAGUGCGCCAACUCGCUCCAAGACUCGCUCCAGCGUCGCAACGUUUAUGUUGGUCAGAUUAACGAAACGUGCGACACCGUUUUGUGCUUCUGCGGCAUCCGCCUACACCAGAUCAGCUCCCUCGAGUGCCCCGCCGCGUUCAACAUCUCCGCCGCCGGCGAAGUCAAACCAACCGCCGCGGUUAAAGAUCUCGAACACAAAUGCCGCGCUUCUUCGUAUUCCGGCUGUACACAGUGUCUCGGAGCUCUCCAGAAGCUUAAAGGCGGGGGUAAAAACGGGACACAAAAAGUUCGAAACGGCGAAAACGGCCGUUUAUCCAAGAUGCUAAACGAGGACUGCCAGCUGAUGGGGCUGACAUGGUUGCUGGCGCGAAACAAGACGGCGUACAUUCCGACGGUUUCGGCGGUGUUGCGGGCGUUGAUGUACAGUGGGCAGCCGUUGACGGAGUCA